Perca flavescens (yellow perch) is the source of this 2211-nucleotide messenger RNA. Its product is annotated as protein NLRC3-like. Lineage: Eukaryota; Metazoa; Chordata; Actinopteri; Perciformes; Percidae. The record is from RefSeq and is a predicted model, not a curated record. The transcript has 6 exons. Bases 151 to 2211 code for a protein of 686 amino acids.
GUUGAUGAAAGCAAAGGGAUUUGGAGAAAGGCAACACAGAGAUCAGAAGGUGAAGGGAAUGUGCCAGAUGUCAGAGUUCACCAGGAGAGCUCAGAGGGCCUCGGUGGUCAGUCUGACCUGCAGCAGCAAACAGACCUGGACUCCAUAUUUAUGCUGUUGCAGGAAAGCAUCGUCACUUUUGUAAAGAACGAGCUGAAUAAGUUUCAGAAGGUUCUGAGUCCAGAUUACCCAGAAUGCUUAGAGAGUCAGAGGAAGGAUGAGAAGGUUUUGGAUGGUGAGGAUGAGGAUGAAGAACAGAGGAGAAGGAGCAGAGAGGCAUUUCUGAAGAUCACACUGCACUUCCUGAGGAUAAUGAAGCAGGAGGAGCUGGCUGAUCAUCUGCAGAGCAGAAGUAAUUCUGGAGUUUGUCAGCGUAAACUCAAGACUAAACAGAAGAAAAAGUUUCAGUGUGUGUUUGAAGGGAUUGCUAAAGCAGGAAACCCAACCCUUUUAAAUGAGAUGUUCACAGAGAUCUUCAUCAUGGAGGGAGGAACUGCAGAGGUCAAUGAUGAACAUGAGGUCAGACAGAUUGAAACAGCGUCCAGAAAACCAGACAGACCAGAAACAAUAAUCAGAUGUGAAGACAUCUUUAAAACCCCACCUGGAAGAGAAGAACCAAUCAGAACAGUGAUGACAAAGGGAGUGGCUGGCAUCGGGAAAACAGUCUUAACACAGAAGUUCACUCUGGACUGGGCUGAAGACAAAGCCAACCAGGACAUCCAGUUCCUAUUUCCAUUUACUUUCAGAGAGCUGAAUGUGCUGAAAGAGAAAAAGUACAGCUUGGUGGAACUUGUUGAUCACUUCUUCAGUGAAACCAAAGAAGCAGGAAUCUGCAGGUUUGAAGAGUUCCAGGUUGUGUUCAUCUUUGAUGGUCUGGAUGAGUGUCGACUUCCUCUGGACUUCCACAACACUGAGAUCCUGACUGAUGUUACAGAGUCCACCUCAGUGGGUGUGCUGCUGACAAACCUCAUCAGGGGGAAACUGCUUCCCUCUGCUCGCCUCUGGAUAACCACACGACCUGCAGCAGCCAAUCAGAUCCCUGCUGAGUGUGUUGACAUGGUGACAGAGGUCAGAGGUUUUACCGACCCACAGAAGGAGGAGUACUUCAGGAAGCAAUUCAGAGACAAGAAGCAGGCCAGCAGAAUCAUCUCCCACAUCAAGACAUCACGAAGCCUCCACAUCAUGUGCCACAUCCCAGUCUUCUGCUGGAUCACUGCAACAGUUCUGGAUAAGGUGUUGAAGACCAGAGAAGGAGGAGAGCUGCCCAAGACCAUGACUGAGAUGUAUAUCCACUUCCUGGUGGUUCAGUCCAAACUGAAGAACAUCAAGUAUCAUGGAGGUGCUGAGACAGAUCCACACUGGAGUCCAGAGACCAGGAAGAUGAUUGAGUCUCUGGGAAAACUGGCUUUUGAGCAGCUGCUGAAAGGCAACCUGAUCUUCUAUGAAUCAGACCUGACAGAGUGUGGCAUCGAUAUCAGAGCAGCCUCAGUGUACUCAGGAAUGUUCACACAGAUCUUUAAAGAAGAGAGUGGACUGUACCAGGACAAGGUGUUCUGCUUCGUCCAUCUGAGUGUUCAGGAGUUCCUGGCUGCUCUUCAUGUCCAUCUGUCAUUCAUCAACUCUGGAGUCAACCUGCUGUCAGAAGAAGAAUCAACAUCCUGGUUGCUUAAUGCCUUCAGAGUCAAACCUAAGGUAAAACGUCUACAUCAGAGUGCUGUGGACAAAGCCUUACAGAGUCUGAAUGGACACCUGGACUUGUUCCUCCGCUUCCUCCUUGGUCUUUCACUGCAGACCAAUCAGACUCUCCUACGAGGUCUGAUGACACAGACAGGAAGUAGCUCACAGACCAAUCAGAAAACAGUUGAGUACAUCAAGAUGAAAAUCAGUGAGAAUCUGUCUGCAGAGAGAAGCAUUAAUCUGUUCCACUGUCUGAAUGAACUGAAUGAUUGUUCUCUAGUGGAGGAGAUCCAACAGUCCCUGAGUUCAGGAAGUCUCUCCACAGAUAAACUGUCUCCUGCUCAGUGGUCAGCUCUGGUCUUCAUUUUACUGUCAUCAGAAAAAGAUCUGGAUGUGUUUGACCUGAAGAAAUACUCUGCUUCAGAGGAGGCUCUUCUGAGGCUGCUGCCAGUGGCCAACGCCUCCAACAAAGCUCUGUACACUGAGUGGCUGUAA